Messenger RNA from Macrobrachium nipponense, 6467 nucleotides. RefSeq names its product protein phosphatase 1 regulatory subunit 3B-like (gene Gbs-70E). Gene Ontology annotation, cellular component: protein phosphatase type 1 complex. The transcript is spliced from 7 exons. Gene Ontology annotation, biological process: regulation of glycogen biosynthetic process. The coding region runs from base 265 to 1389 and encodes 374 amino acids. Gene Ontology annotation, molecular function: protein phosphatase 1 binding; glycogen binding. The record is from RefSeq and is a predicted model, not a curated record. Lineage: Eukaryota; Metazoa; Arthropoda; Malacostraca; Decapoda; Palaemonidae.
AGGAAGUACGUCCACAUCUUGCUAAGUGAGCUAUACAUUUCCAGAGAGAAGUUUGGAGCCUGAGUAUUCUGGGUAAUUCUGAGGAUUUUCGUGUCACUUCGAAGGGAUUUCUAAAGGCUUCGAUUCAAUACUGUUCAUCUAAGGUUCUUUCUAGACUUCCACAGGAUCUAAAAGUGAUUCAGAGACUGUUUUCAAAAUAUAUUUACACGAAGGAGUUACUUACAGCUUACUGUCUGCGUUCACACAGAGGGUUGCAAUGGCCUGAUGACAACCUUGAUGAUGCCCAGCGACUACGGCGUGGAGAUGUUCCUGGGGUCGUCGCCUGUUCUAACCUCCGGGUACCUGGCCACACAGCCCUUCAUCCAUGACUACCCCCGCCUUCAGCCCACUCCCUUACAGACUAACCCACUCCAGUCCACGCCACUCCACUCACUCUGGGGACAUCACGCUUCCACAACCAACCCGCAGUCAUGUUCCUCCUCCUCCUCCGCCUCCUCGAUCAACAAUAACUUCAAAAAUAUGCUCGAGAACCCUUCUUCCUUCUCCUGUGCCUCGUCGUAUAGCAGUGGCCUUAUGAGCAGAGGCAGUUUCAGGAGGUACAACAGUCGUAAAUCGCCUUCCAAAAAGAAAGAGGAAUCACAGCUCCGCCUCCAGCCUAUUAAAUCUUGUCUUGUAGCAAGGCAGGAUGAGGUCGAGGAGGGGGCAGUCUCUCCAACUAGGUUAAAGAAGAAGGUUGUAUUUGCUGAUGACCAGGGUCACCCCCUAACUCAUAUUCGUGUCCUCACGGAACGAUCAGAUUGCCCGCCCAGAUGGACUGCUGACUUCCUUGAACAGGUAACAGGAGGUGCCAAGGCAGAGGCAGUGGCUGACCAGUGGGAACUCGCCUUCCCUCAGCCAGCCUCCGAUUACCUAGGAAUGAGGCAGAAACUUGAAAAAGAAAACGUGUCUUUGGAGAACGUGAUUAUCCAGGAAGCAGAAAACAGAAUUAUUGGCACUGUUAAGGUCCGUAACCUUUCCUACCACAAGGAGGUCAGUAUCAGAUACACCACUGACCACUGGACGACUCACGAGGACGUCCAGGCGAGCUUCGUUCCCUCAACAAGCACCUCAGGUGGUUCCUACGACAUCUACGACAACUUCUCCUUCAUCCUACCCCUUCCCUCCUCCAGCCAGGCGGACAAGCUCGAGUUCUGCGUGUGCUACCAGUGUGACCACGUUGAAUAUUGGGACAACAACAGCAACAAGAAUUACGUCAUAGUGUCCUUUAGGCCCAAGAAGCCCUCCAACGACAUUGGCAAACCCGAGGACGUCUAUGACGUGUCGAUGGACUCCUGGAGCGAGUUUGCCUCCUGGAACAACCUGUCCAUCUCGGACUCUCCCUACUGGUGAACCUCGUGAUAGUUUCCUGAUGAAAGUGAAGAAAGGAAGGUUUUGAUUUAACAUGAAAUGUGAUUGAUGAUGACGCUGGCGGUUCAUUGCGUAGAGAGAGAAAUGCAAUCACAACGAUAACAGGAAGCGAAGUUAGGAAGAAAGGAAGAGACGAAGGAAGUGUUUUUAUUGAAUAGUGAAGAAAAAAUGUGUCCCUUCUCUCUUUCUGGCCCCGCCAUUGUCAAGAAUGGUGAUGACGGUCUAGGAAGGGCAUCUAGAAAAUGUGGUGGUGCUAUGUUGAUUUUCUCACGUUUAUAAAUCAGUAGCGGAAUGUAUUAAAAAUAUCAUUUGAGCAUCAUCGGUAAUGAUUAGAACUCUUUAAAGAAAUAAUUUUUCAUAGCAGUAUCGUGUGACUUAGAUAACCACUCAGGUGAGGAGUACCAUCUCGACUCUUUAACUCGGUAACGGUCAUCAUACAAGUGGGACCUAAUUAAGUCCCAUGGGAUCUAAAUCAUCGCAGUGGCCUUCUUGCAACUAUAAUUCAACUUAAAUGUGAACGUAAUGUGGCCAGAAAGCCACAUGUGGCUUUGUGUAACGAGAGAAAAGUAAGCCCCCUUACAGACUUCAAGCAUCACACUGAUGCUUGAUCAUAAAUCUGAGGGUUGUCUAGUAUUACCCUGCAGUAUGCCCACGCCAAUUGAAGACUCUGUAACCAGCAUCGUCUGUCUCAUCAAGCAUCCAGUAGUCAAUGUCAGUCAAGUCCUGAAGUCAAGAAGAAGUAGAAGACUGGACCAGCAAGCUAGGGGGAAAAAAAGUGCCAAGUCAGCAGUCUGAGAAGGGCUAUAUAAUGCUUUAUCCAGCUUAGAAGACAGGAGGUCCUUGCCCUGCUCGCUAGACAGGAGCGAUGGAGUUGGAACCUGAGCGCGACUCGUCAAAGAAAGCUUUGCAAGAUGACCCACACAGAAAUUGACACCCACCCCUACAGUGCUUCUGGUAACACUGUCGAUUGUUUACAUAUACCAAGAUGUCUGGCAACACUGUGUCCAUCAGACGAAUGACAGCGAAGAUGGUUGUGAGAUGUCUCCGUAGCGUCUUCUGCCAUGCCUUUCUCGGGGAAGAAAGUAUAUAUUACAGAUUCUAUUCUUCAACUCUUAGGACCAGUUGUGGAUAUGACACUUUUUUUUUGGGGGGGGGUGGGGUGGGGGGCGGGUUCAGUCUCCCCCAAUUAUCAUAGCCGCACACAAACGCUCGACCCUGUGACCCCACCUCUUAACUUAACGUAAGAUAAGAAUGUUGUAGUAGAAUAGCUUAUGAGGCUCUUAUUUAAGGUAAAAAAAAAAAAAGAGAAUGUUGGAGAAUAGUUAUUAUUUUAUUUUUAAUUUUUUUUUCUACAAGGCUCUGCUCACCACGUUGUCCAAUGCUGGUCAUUCGGAAGGCGGUGAUAUGAGAGAAAACGGGGAUAUGAGAGAAAACGGGGAUAUGAGAGAAAAUGGGGCUAGGGUUUUCCCUGCCUUUUCCCCUUGUGUUCUUGCAUUCUCAAUACUGACAAAAUUACUGUGAUAAUGAUACUUUUGUCACCAGAGCUAUCUCUCUCUGGUUAGCAGGGCCUUGCGGUCUCUCUCUCUCUCUCUCUCUCUCUCUCUCUCUCUCUCUCUCUCUCUCUCUCUCUUCGAGAAACAUGGCAGAAGGUCUGGAAGACAACCCACCUGGAAAGUGGCAGGAAAGGCAGUAGACUGCUGGAUGCUGAAUGUCAUUAUAAUAAUAGUCUAUUGUUAUUCGGAAAUGCUGAGCUGAACUUGUUCAGUGGAAAAUCACAGUAAAAGUUUAUCGACUUAUCGGCGCACGAUUGGAUAGAUAUUUGUAGUAGUUUAUUAAGUGGACGACACGAUGAAAAAAAAAGGAAAAAAUUGCUUAGUGAAACAUGAAAUUUUAUCUGUGAUAAAACCUAUGUAUCAUCGGAAAUGGUUUAUAGACUCUGACUCAAAAAAAAAAAUUGUCAUUGCCCUGAUAGUGAUACCUUUAAGAUAUACAUAUACACCUUUGAGAUACACACAGCGUUUUUGUGGAUGUGUACUUGUGUACUGUAAAUUGCCCUUUGUGUACAAGCACCUGUACAAGUGCUCUUAACGAGGUCUGUUGAAAGAAGCAAGACUCCUUUUGUGUGUGCGAAAUAUUGCAAUUUAACCCAGAAAGUGUUUGUGACCACAAAGGCUGUGGAAUGAGUUCAUUCUUUUUAGUUUUUGGUUAAAUUUCGACAGAGCCCACCGCCGCCUGCGUGACUAAUUGGUAAAAAGUGUGUUUGAGGACCUGUACAAGAUUUGCUUCGUUUAAAAAAAAAAAUUAACCCUUCCCAAGUGAAGAUUGUAUAGACUAUAAAUAAUCACGUGAAGGUGCCUAUGGAACCCCCUCCCCUCCCCCCUUGUGACCUCAAGGUUGUUGUACGUACCUCGCUGAAGUGAGCUCAUGGAUUUAAAGAGCAAGACCUCCUGACUUCUUUUCUCUUCUGCUGGGAGGUUUGUGAAUGAAGGACCUGUUGGAUGGGGAAGCCAGGGACACAAGUGUGUACUACGUAUCCUAAGGAUUUGGACAGAUUCGAACGCGGGAAUUGAAGGCGAAACAUGUCCUAGUUUUGUAAAGGUUCUCGGAAACAUUCCAGCAAUGAUCCCAUUACAGUAGAGUCGUUGAUCCAAGAAGGAUGACUCCAGAUUUAAAGAAAUGGGAAGCUGGAAUGAUUCUUAGAGAUUUUUUGUUGUAUUUUUUUUUCUCGUAUGUUGUAGGUUCUCGAAGCAGCUGGUGGGUAGAUUCGUGGUUCAGUGAAUCGUCAAGAGAGGCGCGUCCACGUUGCUUCGAGAAAGUAUUAAAGUAGCGUGGUGUGAAUUGGGUGGCACAAGUAGAAUGGAUUUUAGAGAACUCUCUGAAUCUCCCUCUCGAAGUUUUCUAAUUAUUAUUAAGCCUGUUGGUGUGUUUCUAAGCCAUAACCACAGAGCCGUACAAAUAUCAUUGUCCUAUAUCUCGCCUCUUUUAUGUUGUUUUGUGUAGGAUAGUCCCAGGAACUCUUCUUUGUAGAUUCUCCUGCUUAUAAAAACGAGUGUAGAUAAUGUGAAUAUACAAAAUAUCUCUCUUCAAUGUAUAUAGAUAUAUAUAUAUAUAUCUUUCACGUUUGGGUAACCAUAUCACAGCUUCAAGGUGGGAGGGUCAAUUCACCCUGAAAGGCAGGUUUCAGGAAACAAUGUAAAUAGUCAGCAGGGAUGUUAUUUCCCCGCGGAAGGACUCUGCAGAAAGGAUGCAUUGACUCUCUCCCCCACGCGACGAGAGGAAAGGAUUUGAAAGUGAACUUGUCAGAGUGAAGGUUGAUAGGUGUGUAUAGUAUAGGACUCUAGGUAGAAUUUCGCGAAGGAACUACUGAUGGCAGCUGAAGAUAAAUGUAAAUUGCUACUUUCUCUUCCCGUUCUGAAUGUGAUAUAUAAUGUGAUUAGUCAAAGGGCACAUGUAAAGAUAGUCACGACUCCCUUUUGGUACCGUACGGGUACAUGAUGAUAGUACGGUACGUGAUAACAUUUGUAUUUAGAUAAUGCUCUGUACAUAUUCAUUCUUGAGAGCAUAGAAUCUUAGGAAACACCCGAGUGCCUAUAGGGGUGAAGUUUCUUUAUCUUUUAAGAAUAACCCGAAAGCUAUUAUUCCUUAUAUUCUUGAGUAAAACCCCCUCCCCUCCCUCACCUUCGCAGGUGGCCUUAGUAAGGUGGGGGGGCAGGAAGCUCGGAAGGGCGCUGGGAACCAGUGGUUUUAUUCUAUCCCAUUAACACGUAUUUAGGCACAAAUGUAGCGAGACUGAUAGAUUGCUUAAUGAUUAUAUCAUUUGAGUUUAGGAAGCUACUCUGCGUGUGUUUGCUGUUCAGUGUGCCAAACAUAUUUCAUGACAGACGGUGAUAAUGAUAGUGAGGAGAUUCUGGAAUAAUCGCGCUGUCAUAUUAUGAUGAUAAUGAAAGAGUUUGUGUAGCAAAAUCCUAACAAUAGUUAAGUUAAUUUUUCAAAAUAUUUUUUUUUACUUUUAUGGUUUAUGUAACAUUGCUCAAGUUUUUCACUUUUGUUUUUCCUUGGGUUGAGUUUCUCUCUCUCUCUCUCUCUCUCUCUCUCUCUCUCUGUCUGGUGUGUGCGCGUGCGCAAAUGCCCCAAGACACGAACUCGACCAGUGACCUCUCAGGCCAUAUAGGUCAAAGCUAUAUUAGCUUUGAGUCCUUUAUCAAUCCUGUCCUUUUUGAAAACUACAGAAAUUUCACGUCCGAAGGAAACGAGAGACUUCCAGACCUGGAUCCUGGAAGAGGAACCAGUGGGGAGCCAUCGUAAAGGUUCUCAUGGCUCAUCUUCUGAGUCCAGUCAUUAUUUUUUACGGAAAACUGGAUUUCGAAGAGCUUCCAGGAUGCAGGACUGGACACACUAAUCCGUCUUCCAGAAUGACAAAAAGAAUGCUGAAAGAAUGAUCGUCACUUUUCCAGAUGACAAUUUGAGCAAAUUUGUAGACCCCUCCUUUUUUUUUUUUUUUCAUUUUUUUUAUAAUCGCUUCAGCUACUAGUACAUAUACAACACAAUCUUCGUGUUUCUUUAGAACUUAAUUUAACCAUGUUGAGAAAUGAUAAUUUGCAUCAGCACCACCAUAUACAAUUAUUUAAAUGUGUUUUAGCAUUUUAAAAUGACAAGAAAAAAACUAAAAAAAUGGAAUAUAUAUAUAUAUUAUGUAAAUAAAGAUAAUAAUGACCACCCAGCUGAUGGCAACAUCGUGCGCCUGACCUGGACGUCUUCGUCCGAAUAUGGAAGCCUUCGGCGUUCGACUCUGGCUUCGGCUUACGAUGUUGACUCCGUGUAACUGUUACUAUGAUGAACUUCUUUACUUCUGGUUGUGUUGAGAGGAUGCGAAUGCCUGUAUUCGCACUCACUUAUGUCGAAAUGGAUUUAGGAAAAAUAUUAUUAUGACUGUAUAAAAGGAAACUUUAUCUUUGAAUUGUCUGCGGAACAGAAUUAUAAUUAUUAUUAUUUUAUAUUGCACAAUAAUAUUUUAUGAUUUUGAAAAACAUCUUGAAAUAAAAAUUUCUCUGUUCUUAAAA